Myripristis murdjan (pinecone soldierfish) is the source of this 1440-nucleotide messenger RNA. RefSeq names its product potassium channel, subfamily K, member 4b (gene kcnk4b). Gene Ontology annotation, molecular function: potassium ion leak channel activity; outward rectifier potassium channel activity. Lineage: Eukaryota; Metazoa; Chordata; Actinopteri; Holocentriformes; Holocentridae. Gene Ontology annotation, cellular component: plasma membrane. The coding region runs from base 40 to 1440 and encodes 466 amino acids. Gene Ontology annotation, biological process: stabilization of membrane potential; potassium ion transmembrane transport. The record is from RefSeq and is a predicted model, not a curated record. The transcript has 6 exons.
AAACAGCAGGCAUCCUUCGGACUGAGCGGAGGUGCAGCCAUGCGUUGCUCCACCCUUCUAGCCAUCCUGACCGGGGUGCUCCUCUACUUGGUCCUGGGUGCCUUGGUGUUCCGCACCCUGGAGGCGCCCCACGAGGAGGGCCAGCACAUGCAGCUGCAGGACACUCGCCGCGACUUCCUGUCCAACUUCACCUGCGUCAACCCGGACAACCUGCAGGCCCUCAUAGAGGAGGUGGCAGAUGCCAUUGGUGCAGGUGUGGAUCCAAGCAGCAACGCUACCUUUGCCAGCCAAUGGGACCUGGCCAGUGCAUUUUUUUUCUCAGGGACGAUCAUCACAACCAUCGGUUUUGGAAACAUUUCCCCCAAGACAAACGGUGGGCAAUUGUUCUGCAUUUUCUAUGCCUUGGUGGGGAUCCCCAUGUUUGGCAUCCUGCUGGCUGGAGUUGGAGACCAUCUGGGCACUGGACUGAGGAAAGCCAUUGCCAAAAUAGAGACUCUCUUCCUGAAGUGGCGGGUCAGUCCAACCAUUGUGCGUGUCAUCUCAGCUGUCCUCUCUAUCCUGUUGGGAUGCCUGCUCUUUGUUGCGGUGCCAAUUCUGGUUUUCCAGGAGGUGGAGGGGUGGACGCUCCUGGAAUCGGCCUACUUUGUGGUCAUUACGUUGACAACAGUGGGGUUUGGAGACUAUGUUGCAGGUGAUUCUGGAGAUGCAGGGAGUGACCACUGGUAUAAACCUUUGGUGUGGUUUUGGAUUCUGCUAGGUCUCGCCUACUUUGCAUCUAUCCUGACGAUGAUUGGUAACUGGCUUCGGGUUCUGUCCCAGAAGACCAGAGCUGAGAUGGAGGGACUGCGGGCCCAUGCGACUGAUUGGACUCAGAACAUCCAGAACAUGUCAGUCGACUUUCGCAUUGCAGGAAGAAUUGAUGACCCCUUCAAACGCCGGCGGCGAAAGCGCCGCCAUGGUUCUCGCAGCCAUGGGAACCACGUCUCAGCUGCUGGUGACCCUGAGGGGAAGCAACAAGAGAAUGACAGCCAAACCGAAUCUGGAUCUUCCUCCUUUUCCUCUUCCUCCUCUAAUGAAUCAGAAUCUGGAUCAGAAACAGGAUCUCAGGUCACUCAGACGGACCAUGUGCCCGAGGGAAAAAGUGUUGAGGCUGAAAAAGAAAAUACUGUCCCAGAUCCACUGUUUACUCAGCCUCUGGAUUACUUUGGGGAGAACCUCGCCUUCAUUGAUGAGUCUUCAGAUACACAGAGUGGAAAACUACAUUUGAAUCCUCUGUUGGAUCCUGCACAGCCCAACUUAGCACGCUCCCGUCAGCCUAAGAGGAGACGCCAAAGAAGACCUCUGCCACAUAGAAACCAUAAAAACAACUCCUCCAAGCCAGAAAAGAAGGAGCCCAAUGGAACCGUCAAGCCUAUUCCAAACUUACCACCCGAGUCUUAA